Temnothorax curvispinosus is the source of this 3693-nucleotide messenger RNA. RefSeq names its product protein pigeon (gene pigeon). The transcript is spliced from 10 exons. NCBI's taxonomy places the organism in Eukaryota, Metazoa, Arthropoda, Insecta, Hymenoptera, Formicidae. Gene Ontology annotation, biological process: positive regulation of amyloid-beta formation. Gene Ontology annotation, cellular component: trans-Golgi network. Bases 107 to 2929 code for a protein of 940 amino acids. The record is from RefSeq and is a predicted model, not a curated record.
CAUCGAGGACGAAGAGAGGAGCAUUGGAGCAUAUGUAUUUUGCUGAAACGCGGCGGACAAUCGAGGGAACGUGAAUUAUUCGGGAACUCUGCUGCCUCCGAUAGAUAUGAUAGAGAACCUCGCAGCGAAAUUAUGCUUGCUCUUGUCGGAAAACGCCAGCGCAGCCGAGCAAUGGAAACUACUUGGGCAGGAAAAAGACGGCUCAAUACUUAUUGGAUGGAUGGAGGAAUCAGAGAGGAACGGUGUAUGUACGUUGUGUACCGUAGUCGGCCGUUACGACCAGACUAACAAUAAAUUACAGGUACUGCGCCGCUUCCCGGAGGUGCUGAACAUCGUUCAAGCCACGGUCAACCAAAGUCACACUCUAAUGGGAUACGUGACGAAACAGAAGAAUUGCCUAGAGACGUCGAAUCCCCCGGAAGAUCGCUGUUCGGAGCACGAGUCCCACGGCGAAUUCUAUAGAGUGUUUAUUGUGGAAUUAACGACCGACGAUACCAAAGUGCACGACCUGGAGAUAGAGAGGUCCAAGCAAGUACGGAUACAAUUUCUGUACAGAGAAAAGGAACUGGGUGUGGAUAAGUUUCUAGUACUGAUACAUCACGAAUGUAUUCUGAUAUAUACCGCUCAACUUGACACGUCUGUAAGCCACUCGAGACCGAUAAAGGAAUUGAAGUCCGAAACACUUGUAAAAACGUUCAUAUGGGCCCAAUGGGAUAUGAUUAAUCAGGUCCUUUACCAUAUACAUCAUCGACGAAUUCCCACGAGCGUGGUCACCGAGGGUGACGACGAGAAUAAUUCCAGGUCUUCGAAACCGACCCUCAGCGGUCUUCAAUUUCACGACGAUUUGCCUCACGAAACAGUGCUGAAUAUCCCAUUAAACUUACCGCUACUGUCGCCGUCCUCUAAUUGCGGGACUUACGAAGAUGACGUGAUACCCCUGCGAGUCCACGAUUGUUCCCUUGAUCUCAUAGUGGUGUCGGACACCAAGGGGAUGGUCUGCGUUUGUCACUACUAUCUUUACCGGCCUGUACAGCCGCCGCAGCAUGUGCUUAAUUCCCUGAACGAAUCCAACACGGUGCAUUUCGCGUACUCGGUGACGCUGCUGCAUCACAGCUGCGUGAUCCAUUGCGUUAUACCGGGUAUAUCGUGGUCGCGCGCCAAGCUGAUGAGGCCGACUUUCGCGAUCUACGAGGGCCAUCAUAUGAUCGUGUUCGUCCCGGGACUGUUCGCGCAUCUUCUCGAGAUCGGCGUGAACCACGAGCCCUGCUGCCACAUAUUGUGCGGUCCGCCACCGUCGAUUCCAUCCCGUGUCUCCUAUCUGGUGCCGUUACUCGACUUGGACAAUCCUAAUAAAGGAACGAGAAGAAAUUCCCAUCACAAUUUAGACGGCAAGAGCGGUAGUUCGGAAGGAAAUAAUCCGCUCGCAAAUUCCAACACGAGUAUCCUGACGAUAGAUUUGCCUACCUUGGACCUCGUGCAGUUGACGAUUCCUUCAGACUUUCUUAUUGAAAUUUUUCGCAAAGAGACCUCGGCGGAAGUCCGCUUGGGGAUACUUCAUUAUUUUCUCUGCCAUAAAAACGACAUGGAAAUAAUCGCGGAGUUAAUGUCCAUCGUCGCGGAAAAGCCGCGCUCGUUAGAUAUCCCGCGCUUUAUGCAGGAAAUUCUUAUAGGCAACUCUUACGCUUUAGUGCAAAAGAAUCUCCUCGCGGAUAGUGUCCCCUUACUAUCUCUGUUGCCCGUCACGACCAUAGGGGAUUACAUGACGUUCGAUAUAAAGAUGAACGAUUUAGAUAUCACGCUGAGUCACGAGAAACUCUGGAACACAUCAGUAAUGUUGCUUUCGCCCCAGCAAAGGCUCGUUCCUUAUCGUAGUGAUUUAUGGACUAGAUUGUGGGAUCACUUGAGUAAAAAUGGUAGUGACAAGCUGAGAUUCAGACCUAGUCAUAUUGCGGAGAAACUGUUAGUUUCUUUAGCUUGUUACCAACCAGAAGCAUUGUCCAGAUGCAGUACUCCAAUGUCUCCAAGUGGAGGAUUUGUCGCAAUGCCACUUGGAGACUUCAUGGGAAAUCGAAACAUCAAGUUGGACUCAGGCUUACCGUUUAACGAAACGGAAAGUUGCACCGCCUCGAAGCAGGAGCACGUUGUCUCUGUUAAUUUGCGGGAACUUUCAAUGUAUCUUCUAAAGAACGGCACGCACACGUCGAUAUACACGCGAGGUUCUUGUACCCCGUUGCACGUUCAUGCCAUGGCUACGAGAUACGUGGGUGCGCAAUUGGAAGCUUCGCGUAUACUGUGUCAAAUACUUUGCAGAGCAGCCGGUGUUGAUCCGAGAAUUGAGCAGGAACGUGGCUUCAAUCUCAUAGACCAAUUGGACGAAGCAAGACGAUGGUUAUUGUUUAUGCUCUUACAGCGAUAUAGGUACGCCAUAGAAAGCAUCGCUUUCCCAGCACCACCGGGAUUCGCGUCGUUUUUCACUUAUCUCGGCUACCGUACUCUCAAAUACUCAAUGUUUCUGCAAUACGUUGAACGCUCGGUGUUUGAGCUUCAAGUUGACGUCACCAAGAUUAUUUUAGCUGAUAUCAGCGAUACGAAAGAAAAUGUCGUUCAGAAGUUGAAGUUGUUGUCCCUAUUGCCAAGGUCUCGCGCAAAGAGACUCUUGAAUCAAUGGCUGCAUCCAGUUAGUUUAAUGUUGCGAGCCAGGGAGCACGCUGCUAACAUUCUGUGCGGCGAAAUAUCUCAGAGUCGAACCGGCAGUCGGACUUUACAACACCGUAAUCAUCAUAACAGUUUGGCGGCGUUUCCUUCGGCAGAUCGUUUGUCACCGUUAGACACCUUUUUGGAUUUACUUACCGCAAAAGCUAGUCUUACAGAAUUGGAUUUUGGGCUAUUAAUAGAAGCGACAGUAACAUCUACCGAGGACUUUCUUUAAUGGAAAUUAAGUUUAGUGCGUGCAAUAAUCGAAAGAUGUCUUUUAACUACGUAGAUUGAUUCAAUAAUUGCUGAAUCAAUUAGGUGGCAAUUUUACAUAGGAUUUCUAUGUAUCUGAGAUCCUAUCUUAAACUUUUAUAAUUCUUAAAUCUUCUAUAUCUAUUAAAUUAGUUCUUAAUUAAAGGUGGAUAACUGCAAGAGAUUUAGAAUUAUAAAUAAUUUUUAUUUCAAGAAGAAUCUCCAAAGUAGCAAGUGCCAUUGUAGUUACCAUUAAGCAAUUACAACAUUUAGUGUCGAUAAGUGAAAGUAAUAGGAAAUCUAGUUACUUGGCAAGCUUAAUGAAGUACUGCAUAUUGCAGAUAUUUAUGAUCGCGUUUUGAAAGUUUUCGCCUUUUACGCGAAUAAUUUUUUAGUAUGGACUGCCAGUUCGAAAAUGAGAAAUAGCGAUUGUAAGCAUAAAUAGUGAUUAUUAUCACUUAUCAAAAAGCAUCCGUGCUAUCGUUGAUCUGUGCUUCUUAUAUUUUUAUCAGUAAUUACGUUCCUGCGCGAGUGUAACAAGCGUGGGAGAGAGGAACUUAGAUACUCGAGUAAAUUGUAAUAUUAAGUCAAUAUUUUGUUGAUGCACAUCUUUUAUAUGUGGUUUAAUAUUGUCGAUUUAGUAUCUCUAAGACAUGUGAUAUAGCGAAUUAUACAUAUUUGCGACUAGCACCCGCACGAUAUAUGUCUAUUAUUGGUGUAUAUGUGUAUUAUACAUUAAUAUGUUAU